This is a messenger RNA of Mytilus californianus (California mussel), 6430 nucleotides long. RefSeq names its product arginine-glutamic acid dipeptide repeats protein-like. The transcript has 24 exons. Lineage: Eukaryota; Metazoa; Mollusca; Bivalvia; Mytilida; Mytilidae. Bases 146 to 4594 code for a protein of 1482 amino acids. Gene Ontology annotation, biological process: regulation of DNA-templated transcription. The record is from RefSeq and is a predicted model, not a curated record. Gene Ontology annotation, cellular component: nucleus. Gene Ontology annotation, molecular function: sequence-specific DNA binding; transcription corepressor activity; chromatin binding.
UGGCCCCACAGGAAGCUGAAACUCAUGGCGGAAAGGACAAAAUACGUCUUUGUUUAGGUUGAAAGAAAGCAUUUAAGCACUUGUUUCUGUUUAUUAUUGUUGAACGAUUCAUUUGAAAAUAUGCAGAAAUACGUAUUUCUUUAAGAUGGAUAGAAAUGAAACAGACAUGUUAAUAAAUAAUGGUGUAGGUUAUCGAUCACCAGAGAGCUCACAGACAACAGAAGACAUCACGACACCAGAUGGUGCUAUAACAAUCCCAGUAAAGAAGCAAAAGAAAGGGUCAAGAUGGCGGUGUUCAGGAGUCAUUACAAAACUUGGAGAAAAGAUUGUCUCGUACACUACAGAAGAUGGCAUUAAAUAUCGCAAAGGAGAUUGUGUUUAUCUUGAGAAUUCAAAUAUUGACCAACCGUUUUAUGUCUGUGGUAUUAAAGAAUUUAGAUUGACCAAGAAAGACACAUUAGUAGCCACUGUCAAAUGGUACUUCAGAUCUUCAGAGGUUCCACAUAAUGUGUACCAACAUCUGGUCCAUGACAGACACAGUGAAAAUAGUGGUCGAAGUCUUGUUAUACAAGAUCCUGUGAUUAGAUCUCGAGAGCUCUUCAUCUCCAAUUCCACAGAUACUUAUCCAGUUAAAGCAUUAAAAGGAAAGUGUAGAGUACAGCACUUCCCAGAUAUAUACUCAGUGAAGGAUUUUAGAGUAGACAAGGACAAUUACUUCUAUGUGUUAGAAUAUAAUCCUAAGACGAAAAGACUGGCCACCACGCAGGGGGAAAUCAGAGUCGGGUCGAGCCAUCAGGCUCGUUUACCCGUCUGUCAGCAGAAUGUGCCACCAUCACAGAUGCCGGAAAAAAUGGAGACAUGGGAGGUCCCAAAAUGGAGGCCUAUGCUUGUUGUGGAUGGGGACUUGAUGAUGUAUCUUAGAGCUGCAAGAAGUGUGGCAGCAUUUACAGGGAUGUGUGAUGGAGGCUCAACAGAUGAUGGUUGCCAGGCAGCCUCUAUGGACGAGACCACCAUUAAUGCUAUGGACACAUUACAUAAUCACAGCUAUGACACAGGAAAAGCUCUGCAAGCUCUGGUCAAGUCUCCAGCCCUUCGUAGCAUUGAAAAGAAGUGGACAGAUGAAGACUCGAAACGAUUUGUGAAAGGUCUUCGACAAUAUGGUAAAAACUUCUUCAAGAUUAGAAAAGAGCUACUGCCACAUAAAGAAACGGGUGAACUAGUUGAGUAUUAUUAUUUCUGGAAAAAGACCCCAAGUGCUGCCACAAACAGACCUGUGAGACGACAUAAGAGACCAGCUUUUAAAAGAAACACACGAUCACAAAGACCAGCAUCUAGUGAAUUCUUGGACGCUAGUUCUGCCAGUGAAUGUUCUGAUCAGGACUCUGACGACAGUGGAGGCAGCCGAGAAUCUGGAUACUCAUGUCGUCAUUGUUUAACAACAGUUUCCAAAGACUGGCACCAUGCCGGAAAAGAUAAAGGCUUACGAUGUACAGAUUGUCGUCUACAUUUCAAACGAUAUGGGGAAGAGCGCCCCCUAGACAGUCCAAAAGAAAAUCCUUCCUUUUUGUUCAAGCCAGUCAAAGAAGAAGAUUCUUUGAGUGGCAAGCAAGACAUGCGAACACGACAAACGCGUGAUUCUGCAAAGAAGAAAAAGAAAGAUAGAAAUAAUAGUAAUAGUAGUCCAGAUAUUGUAGAUAACUCUGUGUUUCAAAAAAAUUCUGAACCUAAAUCGCCAAGUGAAAAUAGUACAACUAGCAACAGUAGUACCGACUCUAAAUUAAAUAAGAAGGAUACAGAUAGUCCUGUUAAAGGAAGGAAGAGGCAGCUGAACUCAGAUACGGAGGAUAAAAUAUCUAAAAAGAAGAAAAAACAAGUGGAACAAUCAGAUUCAGAAUCAGACAGUAGUAGUUUAUCAGGAAAUGAUGAGGAAAAUGGCAAUGACGGAGAUAUAGAAAAUAAUCAGGAUGAUCUUAGUUCUUCGUCUCCUCCCAGCACUCCUCAUUCUGUAGACACUGACGUCAGUAAACCGUUACCACCUGUUUCUGAUGUAGAUGUGAAGCCGGAAACCCCAGCUAAAUCACCUACACCUCCUAAAUCUCAUUUCUUAUCACCACCUUUGAGAGUUACCUCCCCUCUUCAACCUAUUCAUUCCAGCACACCUCCCGUAAUUCAGCACCUUCCACCUCACUGUCCACCACCAUCUUUAAUUCCAUCCUCAACAUCACAGACUAUAAAAAAUUUGGAAAAUAUAACCAAUAAUUCACCAAUACCACCUCCAAUAUCGCAGGUACCCCCACCACUUGUUCCAACAUCAUUGGCAGCUUCAGUCAACAAACAAACAGACCAGAGGGCACCAGAUCAAUUUGCAAGACGACCGAUUACAUCAUUACCUCAAGAACAAUCAGCUUUUACAGACAAAAACUUGCCAAUUUCUAAAGCUACAUCAAGAUUGCCAGAAAUUCCACCAUUGUCUUCAUUACAGUCGUUAACCAGUGGCCAUAACUCUGUACCACUGGCUUCAACCAGCGAUCAAUUAAAAAUCCAAAAACUACAAGAAAGAUCUGUGUCACCAUAUCAACAAAAGUCAUCACCAAGACCAUAUUCACCGAAUAUUUACAAAAACUUUCCUCUGAGGAAUACUGAGCAAUCGCAUCCAUCACUUCCUAAACCUAUUGUGCAAAGGACUUCCGAAAGACCAUAUUCACCAAAUCAACAGAAACUGCCAUCAAAACAUUCAGAAGGACCAUUUUCACCAUUUCAUGAUAAAAUAUCAUCAACUGUGUCACCUUCAUCAUCUAAACUGUUGGCAGAUCAAGUGUUGCCAUCAUCUAAGUCUGAUCAAGUUCCACCACCGUUACGACCUGUGAACUCUAGUACUGACCAAUCGUCAGACGUUCAGAGAACAAGCAGGCCAUUAUCACUGCCUUUAGUGCCACAACAUCAGAUGCCGUUAUCUGUAGAUCUCAUUCAAAACAUUAAACAAGAACCACAUUCCCCUCCUGUUUCACCAAAACAGGAAGUGAAAAAGGAAAUAAAGGAUUCUGGGCAUUGUGUGCCCCAUCCAGUGCUGAUGGAUAGUGCUAAAGACUUUAUAAAAACUGAACCAGAUCUGGUCAAACCUGUAGAAACUCCUACAAAUGUUUGCGAUGAAAUUAAACCAUGUGAUCCACAAAUAGUAGUUAAAACAGAAAGGGUUGAAAGUGAGCAAGGGAAAGUAGAACAAUCGGAACCAGUAGUUGAAGUGAUGGAAGAAGAAACAGAUUCUGACAGGGAAGGAACAUUAACUCCUGGACCUGAACCAACAAAAUGUAAUGAAGAGGUCCAUAAAAGUAAAGCUGCAAUAUUGUUACGAAUACUUGCCAGGGGAGAUAAUAACUCCUGUUCACGCUGUGAUUUCAUAUUUAAAGCGCCUGUCGAUUCUAAGUUGGCACAGAAACGUCAGGCUCCGUCGACUCCAGCACCCCCUGUCCAAACACCAAUCAAGGUCGAGGAAAAGGUAUUUUUAGCUAAGAAGCCUGACACACCGCCUCCUAAUGCUACAGCAGACGCACAGAUUAUUAGUAAUGUUCCUUCAUCUCAUUAUGAACGGCCAAGAUCAUACCAUGACACACCAGCAUUACGACAACUGGGCGAAUAUGCCAAGCCUCACACCAUGGGAGAUCCCUCUAGACCACAUCCGUAUGGACAUAUGCCACCAAAUAUGGACCCAUUAUUAGCCUAUAGGAUGUAUCCUCCAGGCUCCAGGGAAAGGCUAGAGUUAGAGUUGGAAAGAGACAAGCGUGAAAGAGAUGCCAGAGAACGGGAAAUUAGAGAAAGAGAAAUCAGAGAAAUGGAGAUGAGGGAGAAGUUAAAAGAAAUAGAAAUGAAACCUCCAGGUUUAGAAAGGUUGCUUCCACCCGGUGCUAACCCCAUGGAUCCACAUUGGUUAGAAAUUCAGAGACGAUUCGGUGGUUAUCCUCCAUCAGGACAGUUGAUGCCACCAGGCAACCCUGGUGGCCAUCACCUCCCUGGAGUGUAUCCUCCCACCAGUCUGGCUAGUGAUCUGAUGCAGAGAGAAAGAGAAAGGCUGGAGAGAUUAGGGUUACCCCCACUCCAAACAGCAGAGAUGGCGUAUGCAAAUACCUUAGAAAGAUUAUCCAUGGAAAGAAUGCAAGCAGAGAGGCUUGCCAUGGUCGAUCCCAUGGCUCAGUAUGGGAUGGCUCAAAGACUGGCAGGACACACCCACAAUCAUGCACACAACCACACCCACCUUCAUCUACAUGGGCAAGAUCAUGCACAACAGCCGCCACUCCACCCGCUGUUUCCCCAUCAGCAUCAUCUGAUGCCCCUCCCCCCAGGAGCUGACCCACUAGGUGGUGGCCUACCGGGAUCCAGUACACCUGUGUCUCUUCCCUCCCCUCUUGUACAUGGUCUUCCUCCACAUGCUGGACUCCUUUCAAACAGGGAACAAGAAAUGUUACAAAGUGAUCUCUACAGAAGGGCUUAUGACCCUGCAUUUGCUCAUCAGUUAUCGGCACAAGCUGCACAGCAUGAGGCCAUUCAAAGACAGAUUGCAUUAGAAAGAGAGAGAUAUGGUCCCCUGCCACCACAUUGACAAAAAAGAUAGUGACUUUUAAACUGUGGAUGGGACCAGUUUGCCUCAAAAAUAUUAAUGUUUGUUCUUAGUAUGAUUUACUGGAUUUGAGGGAAUUACUGAACAAAAUGGAUGUUAAUAAAAAUAAUGUUUUUCUCUCAAAAUGAAGGAGGCAAGUUUCAUCUUUAUUAGGCAAAACAGAAAUAAAUACAAAUAGUUUUUAUUGCAUUGAUGAAUGAUGAAACUUUGCAAAGGAUGUUUAAGAUAGAAUAAUGAUUCGUUGAUGAAGAAUGACAUUUUCCAAAUUUUUGGAACAAAGUGAAAGAUAUAGCUAAUAUUGAUUCACUUUGAUAAUGGAAGGAAACGGUUGAAAAGUUUAUUAAAUGGAAUAUAUCUAAAUGCAGUGAUAUACUUUGUGUUGUAAUUUUUAUAACAAGGCAUUAUUUAAAUAUGACAAGGUGCAAUUAAAUGGCAUGUGCAAACUAAGUGGUGUCAGUCCUCCACAAGGAUGUGUUCCAUGAUCAAUAACAAACUGUCAUCUAUCGUUGAGGAAUGAUCCAAAAUAAACUGUGAGAUUCAAAUGCAUUUAAUGGCAAAACAUUUAUUUAUCAAAGUCACAUGACAUGUGUACAUAAUUGAAGAAUUCCAUUCGCAUUGACAGUAUUAGUUUAUUUAUAGACUAAGUGUUUUUAUGUUGUAUAUUUCUUUUCAUUAGACGUAAGAUUAUUUCAGUGAUGAAUGAAAUCCAUUUGCAAUGUUAUUUUCCAUGUAAUAUAUAUAAUUGUUGAUUGUAAUUCAUACAAAUUUAUUCUUUAAACAAGAUGACCCUUUCCCAUAGAACACCAUCUUGAAUGAGACCAGUGUAUUUCCAGUUUGCACUGGUACUGAAAAAAAUAAAAUAUCAAGAUUGUGUUAUUGCUUCUUUUAAUCACAAAAUCUAUUUAAAAAUAAUUUUGAGGCACAUUUUUGGUUGGUAUAAUAUGUGUAUCUCUUUAAAUUAUUUUUAUGCAAAUUUCUUAUGAAGAUAUUCUCAACUUUAAGAUCUAAAAUUAGCUCUCUUGGUAUAUAAUUUUCUGAAAAGGUAAGAGUAAAAUCUUAAAGAAGUGGAUUUUAAAAAUUAGUGCCAGAUGUUGCACUACAAAUUAUGGUUUAUUUUCAUUUUAUUACGUAUCCACAGUGAGCAGUGCACGACUUCAGAAAAAGUUGUUUUCUGAACAAUUUUAAUUUUUUUUAGCCUUGAUUAAUUCAUCACUUCAAUCUAGGAUCUUUUAUCAGACUUGGUUGUACCUCAUGUUUCAAUUUGAUUAGUCAAAUAAGAAAAUCAACCAUUUAUCUCUUCAAAAUGGUGGCCAAGGGGAAUAACUCAUACUCAAAUUACACCGUAUCAAAACCUAUCUACAUAUGUAAUGGGUGGACAAUCAAGAAAUUUGUUCACCUUGUGACCACAUUUACUGUGGAUAGGUGAAAAAAAACUAAAUCAACCAGAGCUGUUUUAUACAAGUAAAUAGUUUUCUGCAAAAAGGCCUAUUAAAAGAUAUAAUUUUAACAUCUUUAGCUAAAGAAUAUUUCCUAUGACACACUUUGGAAACUCAACUUGAUAGGAUAAUAAAAUUGUUUAAUUCUGAUGGGUUUAUGGACCAAAUCAUUGAAUAAUUAAGGAUGAACAAUCCCUCUCCCUCCAAAAAAAGUGACUAGGGCAUCUUUUAAAGUAAGAGGUUGUAUAGGUAUAAUUACAGUAUUCAAAUAAUAUACAGAAUUCUAACAAUUGACUGGAUUCUGCAGUUUUUGCUGCAACAAUUAAAUCAGUUUGCGGUAAGUGUAUGCAUAAAAAUAAUAAUGUGUUGAUGAAAAAUUUAA